This is a messenger RNA of Penicillium odoratum, 504 nucleotides long. RefSeq lists its product as uncharacterized. The record is from RefSeq and is a predicted model, not a curated record. The coding region runs from base 1 to 504 and encodes 167 amino acids. NCBI's taxonomy places the organism in Eukaryota, Fungi, Ascomycota, Eurotiomycetes, Eurotiales, Aspergillaceae. The transcript has 2 exons.
AUGCCCCCGCGUGGUACUAUGGGCUGGUCUGAGCGAGAAGAGGAGAAUCUUCUUCCCUGGUUGUACGAGAACCGCGCAUUGCCGUGGAAAGCCCUUCCGGACGCAUAUAGUGAACAGUUCGGUGUGAAACGAAGCGUUGAAUCUAUACGAGGGAAAAUGUACCAUAUUCUGCGGAAGCAAGGUCGCUUUGGUGCUCGAUCUCCUAAAAAUCAAGAUCACCGUAAACGACCAGGGCCAAGCCGCCGCUCGGUCAAAAUGAGGGCCUCACUUUCAGACGCUCCAGUCAAAACUGCAGCCCACAGCAACAUCGACCUGUGGUUCCAGACAAUCCUCACGGCUAAACCUAGCCCUACUGAUAGCAGCGAAUCAACGCUGACAAGAAGUUCAAUUUCAGAUCGCUUGACGCCAGCGCUUAACAAUUCAUUUCCCGAAAAAACACUAGAAUCAUCUUGGAUCUGGGAAUAUGUACAUAGUGUCUGCACCACUGGGAAGCUGGAGCUGUAA